AUGUUCCGUGUCCGACGCCCCGCCAUCCUUUGUCUCACGACAGCCUCGCUGUUGAAUACGACGGACCCGUCAAAACGGUCUCUUCCGCACUCGAGCACGUUUGGCACAAUAAUAGGAGACGAAGCGUCUCAGAUACCCGAGCCCGCCUUGGCCGCCAUAGCUAGCCGCAUCCCGGAGGCAAAACAGCGCUACAUAGGGGAUAUCCAUCAAGUUGAACCCCAUGCUCGAUGUCAGCGAACUUCAAACCCGGCUAUUUUUGGCGCUCGCAGUGUGAUGAAUGUCCUAGUGGGAGCAGCAGCCGUCCCGGUAUCCCCGCUGGUUACAACCUUCAGGGCGCAUCCCGCUCUCAAUGCGCUCCCCAACCUUGUAGCCUACGACGGCACACUCCUCAACGGUACAGGUCCGGAGUCGCGACAGCUCUUGCUGUCGGCUAUGCAAUUCCCCACCCCGGAAGUCCCCUUUAUGUUUCUUAAUGUUGCAGGACAAUCCACGAAGGCGGCCAGUAAGUCGCAUUUCAACACGGACGAGGCUAACGCCUGCGUUCGAUUAAUCGAAUUGUUGCUAGGGAAAGGCAUUCAGCCAAAUCAGAUCUGCGUGAUAUCUUUCUACAAGGAGCAAUCACGCCAUCUUCAAUCACGCCACGAUCGACUCGGCGUCGAGCUGACCACCGUGGAUUCCGUCCAAGGACGUGAAAAGGAGGUAGUUAUUCUUCUAACGACCAGAACCAACUUUUCUGCUAAUUCAGCCGACUUCCUGGACGACUACAGACGCGUCAACGUAGCGACCACACAAUGCCGUCACGGACAAUUCAUUCUGGGCAACGCCGAAUCUUUGACGACAGUACCGUUCUGGCGGCGGAUCCUCGACUGGGCAGCGUCGCUCAAUGCCAUCGUUCCAGCAUCAACCAGCGACUGGUAUUUGUAG
Molecule: messenger RNA, 924 nt
Organism: Haemonchus placei
Lineage: Eukaryota; Metazoa; Nematoda; Chromadorea; Rhabditida; Trichostrongylidae
Source: the annotation of a GenBank genome assembly